AUGUCCGGCAAAUACACGAUCAUAGACGGCCAGAACGUCUCUGAAUCUGUACCUUCUGUUCCAGAUCCAGGCCUUACCACCGUCGAAUUCACUGCUGCAAAUGAUAGGGACCUAAGACUGUUAACACAAGCUGUUGAAGAAGCAUAUAAAGGAGUAGAGUGUGGUGAUGGACGACCGUUUGGAGCGGUUAUUGUCCAUAAGAACCGAAUCCUUGUGAGCUGCCAUAAUAUGGUUUUGAAAUACAAAGAUCCAACUGCACAUGCUGAAAUCGUAGCCAUUAGAGAGGCAUGUAAGAAACUGAAGGAAAUCAAGCUAUCGGAAUGCGAGAUAUACGCAUCGUGCGAGCCUUGUCCGAUGUGUUUUGGAGCCAUCCAUCUUUCAAGAAUCAAGAGAUUGGUGUAUGGUGCCAAAGCCGAAGCAGCUGUAGCCAUCGGGUUUAACAGCUGCAUAGCCAACGGUUCGAAGGGCACUAAGCUCUACAACAAGUCUAACCUAGAGAUCAUAAAACUCGAUGUGAGUUUCGCCGAGCAAGUUUUCCACAAUACAAAGGGAAAGUUCAGUUUAUAG
This is a messenger RNA of Microthlaspi erraticum, 567 nucleotides long. The record is from the annotation of a GenBank genome assembly. NCBI's taxonomy places the organism in Eukaryota, Viridiplantae, Streptophyta, Magnoliopsida, Brassicales, Brassicaceae.